This is a messenger RNA of Acanthosepion pharaonis, 798 nucleotides long. Lineage: Eukaryota; Metazoa; Mollusca; Cephalopoda; Sepiida; Sepiidae. The record is from the annotation of a GenBank genome assembly.
AUGAAUAUCUCCAACAGAUCGAUGUCUGGCUUAUUCCUUGUUUGUUUUCUGAUCUUGCGCAGCAGCUGGCGUCAUGCAGGAACCACACCUGCCAAGGAUGAUGGUGAAUUUAUUGUUCACGGUUAUUGUCAUCAUUUCCGAUCUGAUAAACCUCUGGCCUCCUUGAAUGUUUUACACUAUCUAUCUAUCUAUCUAUCUAUCUAUCUAUCUAUCUAUCUAAGUUUGUUUCUAUCUAUCUAUCUAUCUAUCUAUCUAUCUAUCUAUCUAUCUAUCUAUCUAUCUAAGUUUGUUUCUAUCUAUCUAUCUAUCUAUCUAUCUAUCUAUCUAUCUAUCUAUCUAUCUAUCUAUUCCUUUAAGACAACCAAAUCUUCACCUUUCUUAUUUCUUUCUGAUUUCUGUUUAUUUUACUCAUUGGACAACAUUUUUCCUUCUUUUUACAUUAUUUUUCAUGAAAUCUAUCGGGGAUUUAAUGUGUGGCGUUGGCCGAUUUUCUCUGCAAUAGAAUCAAAUCGAUCAUAUUUUUGCGAUAGCACAGUAUCAUAUAUCCUUAACGAAAACAACAGGAAAAGAACUGCGAACAUCGCAACUUGUCGUUCACUGCUCCCGAAUACAGCUCGGAAGCAACAAGGCAUAAAAGAAACACCGACCAUUCCAGUCCUCACUGAAUAUCGGCCAUGUUGUUCGCUUGUCCGCACGCAUGCGCUUUUGUGCCUUCGCGCGAACAAUACUCUGCGUCCAUCAAUCAGUUGCGUUACAGGAAGAUAUUCCAUUCUAUUGAUGGGCCUGCCUACUGUUUAG